Molecule: messenger RNA, 3512 nt
Organism: Calliphora vicina (urban bluebottle blowfly)
Lineage: Eukaryota; Metazoa; Arthropoda; Insecta; Diptera; Calliphoridae
Exons: 4
Coding region: 146-3502 (1118 amino acids)
Source: RefSeq, a predicted model, not a curated record
CCUUCUACAAAUGUUACAACAUCAAAAAAUAGUUACAACAUCAAACAAAUCAUUUGACUUAUAAAGGUUAACGGAAAACAUUAAUUUAAAAAGGAAAACUACCCAAUAGAGGAAAAUAACAAAUAAACCAACAUCAACAACAACAAUGACUUUAAGAACCCAACGAAAUGGACCAUUAAGGACUGCCAAUUAUCCAACAACUCCCCAUGGCCCUACACAACCAAUGAGUAAUAAAACAGCUUUAAGUGGAAGUGGCAGUGGCAGUAUUGGACAAGCAGCCAAAACUAAAAUGUUGACAUCGUCAUCAAACUCUUCAGCAAAAUCAGCAAAAAUUUGUGUAAAUUUUAACAGCAUGUUGGUUGAUGGUCCCCCCGAUGAUAAGAAAAAUUCACGUACCACUCCACAUCCCACUCCAGCUUACAUGCAAUGUACUGCUGGUAGAGCUAACGAUAAGGGAGGUGAUGCUGAGGAUGGUAUCAGUAUGAAUAGUGAUGAUAAUGAUUAUUUGUAUCGGCCAACAAGAUUGUCAGGAGCAGGUACUACCCAACACCGUCACGUAGCCGAUAAAUUAAUUCUCUCGCCAAGUCAGUGUAAACUACAACCCGCUGGCUUCAGAUUCUUUGAUCCCAAGAAACAAGUUAAUGUCAUCAACUUGCAACUGCACGAUAAUCAAAUGAAAACAAAUGGCGGCGGCGAUUGUCUGAUGCUGAUGAUGCCACCACAGCAACGGCGCUGCGUUAAAAGCCGAACACGUGCCACACAGACACUGUUUCGAGAAUCAUCAGCUCAAACAUUGCCCUAUUUACCGGGUGUUUCCAAUGAUCCGGAGGAAUUAGAAAAUUUAGAAAUAUUUAAAUUGCCCACCAUAUUAACAGGAGAUGGUCCUCCCGGUUUAUAUGAGGUGGAAGUUUUAGAAAGAGCCCGCAAACGUUGGUCCUUUGCCAAGGCCUUAAAGGAGAACUUUCGCAAACAACUGGCAGAGGCCAAAGAACAAGCUAAACUCCAGGAACAUGAACAUAUUUUGGAAGCUUUUGAAUGGGAACAUUGGAUAGAGCGUGAGGAAUAUAUACAGGAAUGUCAAAUGUUAAGAUUGGAAUUACUAAUACGUAUGUUUGAUAAAAGAGAGCGGGAAAUGCAUACAGCUUCUAAUGAGAGAAUACAAAAAAGCUGUGAGCAAAUAGAAGCCAAAAGAAAAGCAGCUCUUAAAAAGAAUGAAAUCGAAUUUAAUAGAGCUUUAAGGCGUCUGGAAAUAAAGCAUAACAAACAGCCUAGAGUAUGGCGUAAGGAACAUAUUACCCAAGAAUUGGGUGAUCCUGGCUCUGAAUUCUAUGCUCCCAAAAUGCGUUAUGGUGUUAAUCCAAGUCGAAGGCAUUUUACUGCAUCAAAAAAAGGUUUCAAUAUGCGUAUGGAUGACUUGGAGAAGAGAGCCAUUAAAAUGGAUGCCAAAAAUCUGAAGUGUCCCUUUGCCAAGCUAAGAGAAUGGUCUAAACCCAAAGAAGUUUUGCAGGAGGUGGAGCAAAACUUUUGCUCGGAAACAAAUCUGAAAAAGUUGUAUGAAAGUCUUAGGACUCUUCGAGAAACUUCCAGAAUACAGAAAUACACCCCUCUAUGCUUAAAGGCUAAAGAGCCCUCAAAAACUGAGGAAAAACCUGGUCAAAAUCUGCAAAUACACCUACCCGAAGAAGUUAUCAGCAAAGUAAACACUCUCAGCUCUAGAAGUAGCACAUCAGCAGCUAGCUCUAUUCUUAGAGAUUCCCAAAGUUCCCUAAAAGAAUCUGAACAAGAGGACUUUAUGGAGGAAUUACGCCAACAAAAGCAAACUGAACGUCUCCAUAUGGAAAUGUUGCAAAAUGAAAUGCGUAAUGAAGAAUUGGAAACAUUAAUCAACUCAUAUGAGGGCAACACCAUUGGUUGGUUAAUGCGUUUUUUGACCGAGGAAAUGUCACGCUUGAAAGAACAGCGUAAACUGCAUUUCUUUACUAUGAUGGCUAAACGAGAGAGAUGGCAUCGUGAGGCUGCCGAGGCGGGUUUAAGACAAAAAGAGAAUUGUAUGCGUGAGGAGUACGAGAAACUUUAUGAGGAGUGUGAUCAAACUAAUAAAGAAGUAACGGACAAGUUUUUGGAAUCCAUACUGGAUACAGAUAUCCAUGACUAUGCUGACCAAAAAGCCGAACAGCAUGUGGUAAACAUGGCUCGAGAAUUAGAUAAAGAAAUUGCCGGUUGGCUAAAGUCAUUUAAUGAAGUACAAAAUCCUUUUAACUAUCAUACCCUAAGGCAUGCUCUCAAGGAUAUUGUUAUGCCGGAUAUUGAAAAGAUACUUUAUCGUUUAGAAAGAGAUGACUGCAUUGACUAUAUCAUCAAUGACUUGUUGUUUGGCAAGGUUUAUCGGGCCUUGGAAUCGUAUGAUGUUUCAUUUGGAAUUGCCAAUGAUUUUGUGGAUCGUAUUAUAGACAAUGAUCUUUAUCUGAACUCUGCUGACUGUAGUUCCGACUGCGAGUGCACAGAAUUUUGCUGUUGUUCUAGAGCUCACCAAGAAGCCUCAGCAAUAAUUCGAAAAGUUAUACGCUAUGCAGUACCCGGUCGACGUUGGCGUACUGCAGAGGAGCGAGUUGCCUUUGAAAAUGUUCGUGAUUUAUUGGAUGACGUUUUUGAUCAAGUAAUACCCAGGUCUUCUAUUAUUUCUGUUGAUAUGCCAAAACCUCCAGAAUUUCACGAUCAGCUAGCUCAUACCGAUUUAGUAUGUUCGGAAAAUGAUAUGAUCAUUAAAGAUAACUCGGACGAAAAAAUAUCCUUAGAAUGCUAUGAUGAGGUAAAAGUUAGACGGCUAGGUUCUAUGAGUGGAUCCGCUGUCGCAGAUAUUACCAAAUGCUUAAAGAGUGGUGAAAAGUUACUGCUGGUAGAUCCAGACAAGCUAUCGGAUGAUCGCUCGUUGUUACAUAUGGAUGAAUAUGUCAAGCCUGAGCCACAAAUACAACCCCGUAAAGUGCAUAUUACACCCAGUACCCAUGAUAUUAAAAAUAUCUGGACUUUUGAUAAAACUCCAAUAUUUGCACAAACAUCAUCAGAGGAAUUUUUAGAAAGAAUGCAAUUAGAAGAGGAAGAAGUUUCUCCAGAAGAAGUGAUACCAACACCGGAACAUAAAUCCUCUUCAUCUUAUGAGAUUUUCGAAGAGCAGUCAGAGAGUGAAGAAGAAAAAGAACAAAUUGAGGAAGAGGAAUUUGAGGAAGGGGAACAAGCAAUUGUAUUUAAAGAGUCAGACGAUAUAAAUUUAGAGCCUCCAGCUGUACGCUUUAUUGAAAAACCGGAGGAGAAAAUCAUUGAGGUGGCACCAAUACAAGAAGAAGAAGAUGAUGAUGAUGAUGCUGAAGGGGUUAUGGAGGUAUUAUUUUCUUAUGAUCCCACUGUUAAGUAUUCAGUGCCAGUGCCCUCAAAUUAUGAUAUGAUGACAACCCAGGAAACUACGGAAUAUAAACAAAAUGGGUCAAGCAGUGAGGAGAAUUAGUGAUUUUGCA